AUGGCUGGAGGAAGAAAGGCGAUCACUAAGGCUGCUGCUUCUUCUCAACGUGGUAAUAAUGAGUCAGUUGCCUUAGUCCAUGAAGAACGAUCACUGGCUCUUGUUGUUGCACCAAUUGUGUCUUCGUACAAUGAGAGGAUACGUCCAGUUCUGGAUGCUAUGGAAAAUCUAAGGCGUCUUAACAUUGCAAAGGAGGGAAUUCAGCUUCCUUCCAUUGUAGUUGUUGGUGAUCAAUCAUCUGGGAAGUCCAGUGUUCUUGAAUCCUUGGCUGGUAUUAGCUUGCCACGUGGCCAAGGUAUUUGUACUAGGGUACCCUUGAUCAUGAGGCUCCAAAACCACCCUCUCCCAAGUCCAGAGCUUGUGUUGGAGUACAAUGGAAAAAACAUCAUGACCGAUGAAGCAAACGUCUCUCAUGCCAUCAAUAGUGCAACAGAAGAGCUUGCUGGCCAUGGCAAAGGGAUUUCAAAUAACCCCUUGACUUUAGUGGUGAAGAAGAAUGGUGUUCCGGAUCUCACAAUGGUUGAUCUUCCUGGUAUAACCCGGGUUCCUGUUCACGGGCAACCUGAGAAUAUUUAUGACCAGAUCAAGGACAUUAUCAUGGAGUACAUAAAGCCAGAAGAAAGUAUCAUCUUGAAUGUUCUUUCUGCCAGUGUUGAUUUCACUACUUGUGAGUCCAUUAGGAUGUCUCAGAGAGUUGACAAAACUGGGUUGAGAACAUUGGCUGUGGUGACAAAGGCUGAUAAGUCUCCAGAGGGAUUGCUAGAGAAAGUGACUGCUGACGACGUCAACAUUGGUUUGGGUUAUGUUUGUGUCAGAAACAGAAUCGGUGAUGAGUCUUAUGAGGAGGCUCGAAUUCAAGAAGCGAUGCUUUUUGAUUCUCAUAAAUUGCUCUCGAAAAUCAGUAAGUCUAUUGUUGGAAUUCCGGUUUUGGCAAAGAAACUGGUUCAAGUCCAGGCCAUGAGCAUUUCAAAAACUCUGCCCGAGAUCGUGAAAAAGAUCAAUGAGAAACUGGCAAAUAAUUUGUCGGAGUUGGAAAAUUUGCCAGCAAACUUGACUUCGGUGGCUGAUGCCAUGACUGCAUUUAUACAAAUUAUUGGACUGACGAGGGAAACACUCAUAAAAGUUCUCAUUAGAGGAGAAUUUGAUGAAUAUCCUGAGGAAUACAACAUGCAUUGCACUGCUAGAUUGGUGGAGAUGUUAGAUUCUUACUCGCAUGAUCUUUACGGUGAUGAGACCAUGCAAUUUCUUAUGGACGAGAUACAGGUGUUAGAAGAAGCAAAGUGGAUUGGACUACCAAAUUUUAUGCCUCGCAUUGCAUUCCUCAGUAUUCUGCAGAAGAAAGUCCGUGGUAUUAGAAAUAUGCCUAUAGGCUUUGUUGAAAAUGUGUGGGACUAUCUGGAGGAUGUGUUGAUUACCGUUAUCACUCGUCAUUGUGACAACUACUAUCAGCUUUUGGUAUCUGCAAAGCGUGCAGCCCAGGUUUUAAUAUCCAAGAAGAAGCAAAAUUCCACGAAUCAUGUUAAAGAAGCAAUUGAAAUGGAAAUGUACACGGAUUACACGUGUAAUACUGAGUUUUCACAAGAAUACAAUAGGCUAAUAUCUCAGAAAGAAGCAUUUGUGAAGGAAGUUUUGAGUGAUAAACAGCCAUUGCAUGUGAAUCUGAAAGGUGUGGGAAAAAUUGAUGCUGCUCAUUUGAGAGAAUACCCAUCCUCUGUUCUUAAUCAAGCAUUUGACCUUAAAGUGAGGAUGAUUUCGUAUUGGAAAAUAGUUCAGAAAAGGCUGAUUGAUAUCAUAGCCUUGCAUCUGAUGCUAAGUAUCCAUCGUCUUGUUAACUGUGAUUUGCAGAAAGAGAUUGUGAAAGAUCUGUUAUCACCAAGUGGUGGUGGGAUUGAGAGGCUGCUGGAGGAGUCGCCUUCCAUCGCUGGUAAGCGUGAAAAACUUAGCAGGAGUGUGAGAGUGCUCAGAGAGAGCAAGGAAACUGUCGGAAAUAUAAUCGACAGGAUUGGAAACUACGGUGAUUUUUAAUAGUGUCUUAUGUUCCUUAGUUUUCAGUCCGAACCUUUAGCAGUU
Molecule: messenger RNA, 2070 nt
Organism: Vigna umbellata (rice bean)
Lineage: Eukaryota; Viridiplantae; Streptophyta; Magnoliopsida; Fabales; Fabaceae
Source: RefSeq, a predicted model, not a curated record